AGAUGAAACGGCUAUUUGUCACUUUCUGUAGAAAUCCUCAUAAUACGCAGCAAUGGCGUCGAAUAGUGAACCCCCACCACAGGGAACUGACGAACCAGGUAUUCCAUAACUCUUUCCAAGUGUGAUUUGUGGUAAGCUGUCAAAACGUCUAAGAGCAGUAUGGUCUCGCGCAGUCUCUCCACCUGCCGUACCAGCACGGCCCAGCAACUUCCCGACACAAUGGCGGCAAUUGCUUGCUAAUUUCGAUCCAAACGUUCUUGCCGACCUGCGACGACGUGAGCCCUCGGCCCAUUCGCUCUAUCAGAUCGAAACAAUUAUCAAUGGGCUUUGCAGAAGUGUUCAGAGGGGUCACCACUUGAACAGCCAACUGGGACACGCUCUCAUCGAUGUCGAUGCGACUCAAGAACGUGUGAGACAGUUUGUGACCAACACUUCCGAGACAACUAGGGAGAUGAGAAGGGAACUUGGUUGGAAUGUGCGAGAAUUCGACAUUUCUCUUCUUCGCCAGAUACGCCGCUCCUCGGCGCUGUCGCUCGUGCUUGGGGCUGGCGUGUCGAUGGCGGCCCCUUGCAAUGCUCCAAGCUGGCCAGCACUAGUGGAGGGUCUGCUGCGCCAGACAAUUGGCAGAGUCAUGGAGCUUUGGCUUCCCAAGCCUCAGGACUUGGAGCAGCUGCCUCCUGAUGCUCCACAAGGGCUUGUCAAUGAGAGGUUCAUCUCCAGGAACCCAGUAAAGAUCGCAGGUACCGACUGGACACCUACCUUUGACUACAGUCAUACCGGUGAGAAUGGCGUUCAGCGGAACUUUACGAUUGGCUAUUACAGAGAAUCAGCAAGAAGAUACAACGCUGAUGAAGAGAGGACCGCGGUCGAAGUUCUGCAGCGUAUUGAACAGGCCCAGAGGAAUGGUCAAUCAGUUGAUGCUGAUGUCUUGAUGCGCGGCGCUGAUGUUUGUCACGACCUUUGCGGACAGCGACUGUUUACCCUGAUGACAGCCAUGCUCUACGAGGGGAAUAGGAUGCCGAGCGAGACACAUCGCGCGAUUGCAAAAUUAGCACGGAAUCAGUUUGUUCCCGAAAGAGGGGACCAUUUUAUGGGCUGGGACGCCAUCAUCACAUACAACUACGAUGAUUUCAUGGAGCAAGCACUUUCAGAUCUGCAGAUUCCCAGCGCGGCAAUUGCGAUGCGUGGAGACGAAAUAGCAGGUGAUCCGAACCGUUUUGCGAUAUCAAUCGGGCCCGGUGGGCUAUACCUCCCAGUGUACCAUCCGCAUGGAUAUACGCCGAGAAAACCGUUCAUUAUAACAACAGUACCAUACGUCUUCGCCACAAGUGGCUAUCAGUCGCAAUAUGGGCAGUCCGUCUCAAAGGUCCUGGAAUGCUUCAAGUCUGACUACCUGGAGAACCCUGUUCACGUGGCCUUGUAUGUUGGGUGUUCAUUCUCAGACAGGUACAUGAAUCAGUUGCUUCAAGAUGCCUUUGAAAGGUGGCCUGGCAGAUAUCAUUAUGCGCUGUUGCCGUGGCCUGGUGGUUUGGCCGACGAUCGGGUGCCCUCUGGUCAAGAGAUUGAGCAGCGGUCUGAACACUACCUCGCUAUGGGGAUCCGCCCCAUCUGGUUGAGGAAUUUUGGAGAGAUACCGCGCAUUAUCUCGCAGCUCGAGUAGCAGCAUGGCUAAAGCUCAGGCCAAGUGUUGAAUUGGCACCUUUGUCGACAGCACGGCUUACUAAAUAACGAUGCCAAUUAGCACCUGAGUGCUCUUGAACCGAGUCAGCUGGGGUAACCGCCCAUGCAAUCAAGAGACAUAGUAACUGGUGCAUUGUUUGGUCCCCGCUUUCUAGUUCUUACUGUAGUUUAGUGUUUAUCUUCCUGUUAUAGCUUGUAUAUCAAGUGAUUUUGCUAGUCCCCAGAAACCCAAGCCACUUGUGACGGUCCUAUCCCGCUGCAUUGGUAGAGUUAACCGCAAGACCAAAAAGGCACUGUAGACCCGCGAGGUUCUCCAGCAGUGAAACUACCACGAUAUAGUAAGAGCACAGGACAUUACACCGCUCGUUUUCUUUUGAACGAUUCCCGUACAAUCUCGGCGAACAAAAAUAAUUGGCUUCCAAGACUAGGUCAUCUCCAAGUUUACCUUGUUCC
Molecule: messenger RNA, 2133 nt
Organism: Aspergillus pseudotamarii
Lineage: Eukaryota; Fungi; Ascomycota; Eurotiomycetes; Eurotiales; Aspergillaceae
Product: SIR2 family NAD-dependent protein deacylase
Exons: 1
Coding region: 452-1660 (402 amino acids)
Source: RefSeq, a predicted model, not a curated record